AAAAUCGCCCGUUUUCCGGUGUCACUCUGGCUAACGGUGCCUAACUUGCCGCAGGUCACGGACCGCAGGCUUGCGCCACUUGAUGCACCCACAUUCACGCACACACACGCGCGCAUUCCACCAGUGACUGUAGUCAUCGCCUUGCUUCCAGAAACGGACGAGCUUUUGGAUUUAGCAGCCGGUGCCUCCGUUCAGCGAUGCUGUGAAGAGCUGCUCCAGACAACCUCGGGUUAAAGUGAGGCCAUCGAAACAGAGAUGUCAGUCCCUUCCAGUUAGCAACAACUCUACAGGAAUGGGGAUCUAAAGGAGAGUCUGCAGCUCUCCUCUCAGGGACAGUCUUCUGCAGCCCUUCACUAAUCACGGGCCUGCCUGGCAUCUUUCAUCCAUAUCAUUCCUCUUUCCAUCCACCCAUCCUUCCCCCUGUCAUGAAAGGCCUCUCUAGUAGUCGGGGUCACCAUCAUGUGGUCUCCUAUGAACCAUCAUAUGAUGCACUGGGUCACCAUGUUGACCGCAAGCCAUAUUUUAUCACUCAGAUGGACAUGCCUGUGCCCAUUCCCAUGCCACAUCCAGCUGAGCUAUCCUACUAUAAUGCUCAGCGUACCUCAUACCCCUCUGACGGCAACGCCAUCGUCCCAUAUGGAACCUUUCCAAGGAGGUGCCACUCCACCUCCUCAUCUCACCAUCCUGAGGUAAAGGAUGAGUGUAUGGCCAUGGUACCAUAUGUAGGAGGAGGAGGGGGAGGAGGAGAAGGAGGUGCAGGAGGCUAUGGAGGUAAAACGCCCACUCGGGUACCAGCAAACUUUGCUGACCCGUUUGAGCGUCAGCCGUCAUUUUCCAGAGAUGGCUACCAUACACUGCAGUACAAACGAGGAGUCCUGGCCCAUAGUGGGGGUAUGGGGGCCAACAACAACAACAAUGACAGCCCAGGGAGAAUUCGCCACCUGGUCCACUCAGUCCAGAAACUCUUCACCAAAUCACAUUCACUGGAGGGCCCACAUCACACACAGUCCUCCAAGGGGGCCAAUAAUGUGAGCGUUAAUGGUGGUGGUGGUGGUGGAGGAGGUGGUGGUGGUGGUUCAAGGGCCAGCCCAGAGGGUGAAACUCCACCAGUGGGAGUGCGCCACCGGAAGCGCAGCAAGAGUCGUGAGCGCUGUCGAUCAGCAGAGCCCAAGCAUCGAAGCCACCACCACCACCACCACCAGCUCCACGGCUCAGCAUCUGCUCCAGGCUCUGGAUAUUGGAGCUCAGAUGACAACCUGGAACGGGAGCUGUGUCUCUACCACCCUCACCACCACCAACCUCCACCCUCACCCUCACCCUCCAUUUCCCCCUCGCCCAUCGCCAUGACAAUGGGCCGAUACCCCAGCAACAACCCCGACAAGUUUCCCCAGACUCCCCUCCCCAGUCUCUCCUCCUCACAGUCGCAGCAGUACUUCAUGAUGGACCCUUACGGCACACUCAACAAACACACACACAUCCACGCACACCAUGGCCACACACACCACCAUUCUGCACUGAAAGCCUCCCGGAGCAACAACGAUGUGAAGUAUACAGCAUCAUCAGCAUGUGUGCCAGUUAGUGGUAGCAGCAAUAACAGCGGUGGCGGUAUCACUGGAGGAAGUGGCCCCUUGCUGCCACUGGGUCAUGUGGAAGGGCCCCUUGUGAAGAAAGGGGCAUGGUCGUCGAGUCUAACGGUGAGCAGGGCCCGAGAGGUCUACACCAACAACAGCAGCCACAACCAGCUACAAGCCAGCGCAGGAUCCGGUAACCUAAACCUAGAUAGAGCUCUAGUCAAAUCUAAGGGCAGUCAGCAGCAGGAGCACUCUUGCCAUUUCUUACAGGUACCUCAGGAUGAGUGGAGCGGCUUCUCUCCUCUAGGAAAGGAGGAUGAUAUCCCCUGUCGGAGGAUGAGGAGUGGCAGCUAUGUCAAAGCCAUGGCUGAGGACGACAGUGGAGACUCUGACGGAAGUCCCAAACCCUCCCCCAAGGUCCAGGCACGCCGAGCCAGUUAUCUAAAAGCCACACAGCCAUCACUGACGGAGAUGACCACCCUACAGAUUUCGACAGAGCACUCACCCAAACUGCAGAUCAGGAGCCACAGUUACCUGCGUGCGGUGAGUGAGGUAUCAAUCAACAGAAGCGUGGAUACCCUGGACCCCAAAACCCUCCUCGACCCCAAAUCGCUGUUGUCCUCACCCCAGUAUCGCUCUCGUAAUGAAAGCUACAUGAGGGCCAUGAGCACCAUCAGUCAGCUCAGUGAGUUGGAGGUGAACGGGCAGAUCGAGCAGGUCUGUGAGCAGGUCUACAGCCAGUUGCAGUCCCAGGCCAUGGAGGCUGCCAUGGACAGCAUGGACACCAUGGACACCCUGCCUAUGCCGGGAUGCUUCCGGAUGCGGAGCCACAGCUAUGUGAGGGCGAUUGACCAAGGCUGUGCUGGGGAGGAGGAGGGUGAAGGAGGGAGACCGCUGCUCCUGCUGCCAUCCUCCCCACCACGCACCUCUGCCACCACCGUCAGAACCAUCCAGAGCAGCACAGUUUCAUCUUGCAUCACCACCUAUAAGAAAACCCCUCCACCAGUGCCGCCCCGAAACUCCACCUGCUCCACAGCCUCCAAGCCCUACAUCUCCAUCACAGCCCAGAGCAGCACAGAGUCUGCACAGGAUGCAUACAUGGAAGAGGAGGGACCCAGAGGUGACAUGACCAUCCAGUCAGGGCUCAGUAACUCAACAGAAAGCAUUGACAGCAUGAAGGCCUUGACUGCUGCCAUAGAAGCUGCUAAUGCACAGGUCCAUGGACCAGCCAGUCAACAUGUCAGUAACAGCACAAUGACAGUCAGCACCCCCACACACUCAGUCCUGAGCAGGGGGCCAGUUAUUGAAGACCACCGGGAUGAAUACAGGAAAGAUGCACUCAGGAAGGGCAAAUGUCUCUCCAUAGGCAUCCAGGUGGAUGGACCAGAGGAGAUUCCAGAUCUAGAGGACCCAUCCAAGUUCACUUCUGUAGGGGUACAAGUGGAGGAUGACAGAAGGUAUCGGAGGUUCCAGCGCUCCAACAGUGUGACAGCAGCUGUGCAGGCAGAUCUGGACAUGCCUGACUUGCUGGACACCCCUCUGGACUCCCCAGACACUGACAUGGAAGUCCUGUCAUCUGGAGCCAUCUCUCGACAAUACUCGCACGAUGCCACCCCCUCUACUGUCAGCAUACAAGGCUCAGGGAAUCACUACCACGCCUGUGCCUCUGAUGACUAUGAAGAUGUGGGCUUUGACCCAUCCAUCCUGCCCCCUCCAGAUCCAUGGAUAGAUAGUGUAACAGAUGACCCUCUUGAUGUCAGCUUCAACAGCUCUGCUAUGCUGGAGGUGGUGCAGCGGUCAAUCUGUCAGAGAGAUGGACGCUGGUUCCUGAAGCUGCUGCAGGCUGAGACUGACCGCAUGGAGGGCUGGUGUCGACAGAUGGAGCUCGACCAGCGGGAGAAUGACCUGCCUGAAGAUAUCCUCGGGAAGAUGAGGAGUGCAGUAGGAAGUGCUCAGCUUCUGAUAGCCCAGAAGUUUCAACAGUUCAGGGAGCUGUGUGAGGAGAACCUGAACCCUAAUGCCCACCCUCGUCCUGUGGCCUCAGACCUGGCUGGUUUUUGGGACAUGCUUCAGUUGUCAAUCGAGAAUAUAAGUCUCAAGUUUGAUGAGCUUCACCAGCUCCGAGCCAACAACUGGAGACCUCUGGAUCCCCCUGAGAGAAAGUGAAGGUGCUUGCAAACCCGCCACGCAUCAGUCAGCAUAACCGCAAUGCCACCUGCAUCGCAAUGCCUUGACACCUCUGGGCCUCCGUAGUUCCAUCAUGUCUGUUUUUCCAUCCAUCUGUCCAUGCUUCCUUCUGCCCUUCCUUCCUUUCUUCUGCCACCUGAGCUGCCUCACUGUGUGUGGCUUUUUGUUUUGUGUGCUGUAGCUGCCAGUGUCAAAUUGGAUGUACAUGAGCAAGUGUGGCUUCUAUUCCUUCUCCAGAAAUACUGGACAUUUCACCGUAUGGGCCACACUGUUGACACAACGCUUUCGCAGGAGAUAAUAAAAAUACAUGCAGAAACUACAGCCAUAAAAUAACAAAACAUGCAGUCUGAACUUUGUGCAAACAUUUUAAACUGGUAAACAGAUAAGUACAGUUGAGAGGACCAGAAAAACAUGACUGAAAAAACAGGUGUAAUAUUCCUGUCAAAGCAUGGCUUGGUGAAAAACAACAGCAAAGUUUCUUUAAUUAAAGAAGUUAUUCCUGGACAAUGCUUUAAAAUAAAAAUAAUAAUAAUGAUUUCAUCUCUCUAUAGCCAGUAACCUAUAGUAGAGGGGAAAGUGAAAACAGAAACACACUUUAAUACAGUGCAAACUGAACAGGAAUAAAUAGCAGCUACCUAACUGAUUGUUUGGUGAUACUUGACAAUGUAUCCACUCAGUUAUAUGGUCAUUUUGAGGCUGUAAUAUAAAAAAGGUGUUUCUGCUACAGUUCUUACAGAAGUAAAUCAUACAGUCUGCAACUAAGUUGUGCACAGUAAAUAACAAAAUAAUAUAAAUACGACUAUGUGUUGGUGUUUCUAUUUUAUGUAUUAUUCCACAAAUCAUCAUCCAUCCAUCCAUUAUCUAUACCACUUAUCCUGAACUGGGGGGGGGGCAAUCCCAGCUGACACUGGGUGAGAGGUGGGGUCCACCCUGAACAAGUCACUGGUUGCUGACACUAAGAGGCAGACGACACAAAUCAUUGUACUGUACUUAACUAUUCUAUUAACAAAAAAGUGUGAAUCAUCACAUGCAGGGAACACGAUAAGAAUCCCAGAAAACAGCAUGUAAAUAGCUGCAGUAUUACUGAAACGGUGUGUGGCAUAAUACAGUAUGUUAAAAAUAUGGAGGGAUAAAAAAGAAUUACACAGAAUGUCUAAUAUGUCUUACAACCCCAGUACUAUCAUCAUCAUACAUUAUAUUAUUGAAAGAUUCAGAGAAUCAACAGAAAUCUGUAAACAAAGGAACAAGGCCAAAAACCAAUGUUAACAGUUGUGAUCUUCUGGCAACACCACAUUAAAAUACACACACAAUGAUGUAGUGGGGAUCACUGCAUGGGCUCAGGAACACAGCUGUCAGUAAACAGUUCACUGCUACAUCCAUAAAUGCAAAAAAACAAAAAAACAAAACAAAAAAAACCAUAUAAACAAGAUCCAUGGAAAAAUAUUCUGUGGUCUGACAAGCCAAAAAUUUUUAUUACACUGCUCAAAAACAAUUAAGGGAACACUUGAUCAUUGCAGUAGAACACCAAGUCAGUAAAACUUUAGGGAUAUCAGUCUGUCCAUUUAGGAAGCACAAGUGAUUGUGAAUCCGUUUCAUCUGCUUUGGUGCAAAUGAAAGUGACAACACGUGCAGUGGAGUGGCAAAAGUAAGACAACCCCCAAAAAAGGGACUGGUUCUGCAUGUGGUGACCACAGACAAAUGCUCUCUCCUGAUCCUUCCCAAGGUUUGUGUUGUGCUAGUGUCCUUGUCACUACCUGGAGCAUUAGGCAGUUCCUGCAGUCCAGUCACGUUGCACAGGUAGGCCAAUCACUCCAAGAUGGCACAUCCAUACGUGCAGUCGCAAGAAGGUUUGCUGUCUCCCAGAAUAGUUUUAAGGGCAUGGAGGAGAUACCAGGAGGCUGAAUGUUACACCAGCGCUGAGGAAGGGCAACAACCCACCAGCAGGACCAGUGUCUGCUCCUUUGUGCAAGGAGGAACAGGAGGAGCACUGUAAGAGCCCUACAACAUGACCUCCAGCAGCUACUGAUGUGCAUGUUGCUGACCAGACUGUCAGAAACAGACUCCAUGAAAGUGGCAUGAGGGCCCAACGUCCUCUAGUACGACCUGUGCACACAGCCCAGCGCCAUGCAGUUCAAUUGGCAUUCAGAGACCAACGGAAUUGGCAGGUCUACCACUGGCACCCCAUGUCAUAGCCAAUGGUACCCUGACUGCUGUGAGGUACCAAGAUGAAAUCCUCAGAGCAACUGUCAGACCUUACCCCAGUGCAGUGGGCCCUGGGCUCCUCCUGGUGCAGGACAAUGGCCUGUACACAGUUCCUGGAUGACAAAGUAGUGAUGUCAUUGACUGGCCCUCACAUUCCCCUGACCUAAAUCCAACUGUGGGACAUUAUGUAUCGGUGCAUCUGAUACCACCAAGCACCAACCACAAACUGUCCAGGAGCUCAGUGAUGCCCUGAUCCAGGUCUGGGAGGUAAUCCCCCAGGACAUCAUCCACCGACUCAUCAGGAGCAUGGCCAGAUGUUGUUGGGAGUGCAUACAGGCACAUGGGGCCACGCACACUUUUGAGUCACAUUAUGAGUUGCUGAUGAUGAAACUGACACAACGUGGAUGACCCUGUGAUUUUCAGUGUGAUUUUGAAUCCAG
Monopterus albus (swamp eel) is the source of this 6400-nucleotide messenger RNA. Its product is annotated as disks large-associated protein 1-like. Gene Ontology annotation, cellular component: postsynaptic specialization; glutamatergic synapse. Bases 426 to 3737 code for a protein of 1103 amino acids. The transcript has 16 exons. NCBI's taxonomy places the organism in Eukaryota, Metazoa, Chordata, Actinopteri, Synbranchiformes, Synbranchidae. Gene Ontology annotation, biological process: signaling. Gene Ontology annotation, molecular function: molecular adaptor activity. The record is from RefSeq and is a predicted model, not a curated record.